Messenger RNA from Lontra canadensis (Northern American river otter), 1892 nucleotides. It is a transcript of the gene SLC6A3, whose product is annotated as solute carrier family 6 member 3. The transcript has 14 exons. Bases 1 to 1854 code for a protein of 617 amino acids. Gene Ontology annotation, biological process: sodium ion transmembrane transport; dopamine uptake involved in synaptic transmission. NCBI's taxonomy places the organism in Eukaryota, Metazoa, Chordata, Mammalia, Carnivora, Mustelidae. Gene Ontology annotation, cellular component: plasma membrane; neuronal cell body membrane; presynaptic membrane. Gene Ontology annotation, molecular function: norepinephrine:sodium symporter activity; dopamine:sodium symporter activity. The record is from RefSeq and is a predicted model, not a curated record.
AUGAGCGAAAACAAGCGCCCGGUGGCACCGAUGUCUUCCGUCGCGGCCCCUGCUAAGGAACCCAACGCCAUGGGCCCCAAGGCGGUGGAACUUGUCCUGGUCAAGGAGCAAAAUGGGGUGCAGCUCACAAACUCCACCCUCGCCAACCCCACGCAGACGCCCCUGGGGACCCAAGAACGGGAGACCUGGAGCAAGAAAAUCGACUUCCUCCUGUCUGUGAUCGGCUUUGCGGUGGACCUGGCCAACGUCUGGCGGUUUCCCUACCUGUGCUACAAAAACGGCGGCGGCGCCUUCCUGGUCCCCUAUCUGCUCUUCAUGGUCAUUGCCGGAAUGCCCCUUUUCUACAUGGAGCUGGCCCUGGGGCAGUUCAACAGGGAGGGGGCUGCUGGCGUCUGGAAGAUCUGCCCCGUCCUGAAAGGCGUGGGCUUCACGGUCAUCCUCAUCUCGCUGUACGUUGGCUUCUUCUACAACGUCAUCAUCGCCUGGGCGCUGCACUACUUCUUCUCGUCCUUCUCCGUGGACCUGCCGUGGGUCCACUGUAACAACACGUGGAACAGCCCCAACUGCUCGGAUGCCCACGCCGGCAACUCCAGCUCCGGCCCCAAUGACACCUUCAGGACCACGCCUGCCACCGAGUAUUUCGAGCGCGGCGUGCUGCACCUCCACGAGAGCCGUGGCAUUGAUGACCUGGGUCCCCCGCGGUGGCAGCUCACGUCCUGCCUGGUGCUGGUCAUCGUCCUGCUCUACUUCAGCUUGUGGAAGGGAGUGAAGACCUCUGGGAAGGUUGUGUGGGUCACGGCCACCAUGCCGUACGUGGUCCUCUUCGCCCUGCUUCUGCGAGGAAUCACUCUCCCUGGGGCCAUCGAUGGCAUCAGAGCGUACCUGAGCGUAGACUUCCGUCGGCUCUGCGAGUCUUCUGUGUGGAUAGAUGCCGCCACCCAAGUGUGCUUCUCGCUGGGCGUGGGGUUUGGGGUGCUCAUCGCCUUCUCCAGCUACAAUAAAUUCACCAACAACUGCUACCGAGACGCGGUCAUCACCACGUCUGUCAACUCCCUGACGAGCUUCUCCUCCGGCUUCGUGGUCUUCUCCUUCCUGGGGUACAUGGCCCAGAAGCACAGCGUGCCCAUUGGGGACGUGGCCAAGGACGGGCCCGGGCUGAUCUUCAUCAUCUACCCGGAGGCGCUGGCCACGCUCCCGCUGUCCUCGGCCUGGGCCGUCAUUUUCUUCAUCAUGCUGCUCACCCUGGGGAUCGACAGCGCCAUGGGCGGGAUGGAGUCGGUGAUCACCGGGCUGGUGGACGAGUUCCAGCUGCUGCACCGGCACCGGGAGCUCUUCACCCUCCUCGUCGUCCUGGCCACUUUCCUCCUCUCGCUCCUCUGCGUCACCAACGGCGGCAUCUAUGUCUUCACGCUGCUGGACCACUUUGCAGCCGGCACUUCCAUCCUCUUCGGAGUGCUCGUCGAGGCCAUCGGGGUGGCCUGGUUCUACGGCGUGAGGCAGUUCAGCGAGGACAUCAAGCAGAUGACUGGGCAGCGGCCCAGCCUCUACUGGAGGCUGUGCUGGAAGUUCGUCAGCCCCUGCUUCCUCCUGUUUGUGGUCGUGGUGAGCAUCGUGACCUUCAGGCCCCCGCACUAUGGAGCCUACGUCUUCCCCGAGUGGGCCAACGCGCUGGGCUGGGCCAUCGCCACGUCCUCCAUGUCCAUGGUGCCCAUCUACGCCGCCUACAAGUUCUGCAGCCUGCCUGGCUCCCUGCGGGAGAAACUGGCCUACGCCAUCACCCCGGAGCAGGAACGGGAGCUGGUGGACAGCGGGGAGGUGCGUCAGUUCAGGCUUCGCCACUGGCUCCUGGUGUAGCCGGCGGGCAGGGGGCCCGGACGGCCACCCCAGCGCAG